Molecule: messenger RNA, 6494 nt
Organism: Branchiostoma floridae (Florida lancelet)
Lineage: Eukaryota; Metazoa; Chordata; Leptocardii; Amphioxiformes; Branchiostomatidae
Product: zinc finger protein 236-like
Exons: 24
Coding region: 179-5590 (1803 amino acids)
Biological process (GO): regulation of transcription by RNA polymerase II
Cellular component (GO): nucleus
Molecular function (GO): RNA polymerase II cis-regulatory region sequence-specific DNA binding; DNA-binding transcription factor activity, RNA polymerase II-specific
Source: RefSeq, a predicted model, not a curated record
UAGGGUAGUACGAAUUUAUGGUGUUCUUCUAAUGUUUUAUUUGUUUUACAUAUUACUUGUAGCGUUGUGAUGCGGUUUCCUUUCAGCGCGAUGAUGGCAGCCUCGUUCUGAGACAACCGAAGCCGAAUCCUGUUUACCGCCAUCUUGGUUUAUGUUGUUGCACUGAAAGUACCGCCAAAUGCCGCGCGGAAGACCACCAAAAAUACGUCCAGCCGUCCCUCCAACCCAAGGAGAUGGGGAUACUGCACUGUUGGCUCCGACCAGCGAUGAACCCCACAAAUGCGAGGUGUGCGGCAGGGAGUUCACCAAAUGGGCUCCGUACCAGCGCCACCUGCGGGAGCACGCGGACGACAAACCGUUCCGCUGCACCGAGUGUACGCUGUCCUUCAACGUGGAGUACAACCUGAUGCUGCACUCGGCCAUCCACAACACAGACAGCCCCACCUGCCCCGACUGCGGGAAGAAGUUUUCCCGCGUGGCCAGUCUGAAGUCUCACAUCAUGCUGCAUGAGAAAGAAGAGACGCUCAUCUGCCAGGAGUGUGGGGAGGAGUUCAGCCUGCAGAGCCAGUUGGACCGCCACAUGCAGGACCAUACAGAUGAAGCCUCGGGGACGAGGUCCUUCCCCUGUAAGGUCUGCACCAAGGACUUCGACUCUGCGUCUUCCCUGCAGAACCACAUGAGGCAACACUACAAGGCCAAGACCACUCUCUUGACACCACGCAAUCAUCGGAAAAACCUUGACCGAUCUUCAUUCAUCAACAAGUGCGACUCCUGUGGCAAGACCUUCCAAAAACCCAGCCAACUGGAGCGCCAUAACAGAAUUCACACAGGCGACAGGCCUUACAAAUGUCCACAGUGCCCUAAAGCCUUCAACCAGAAGGGGGCGCUGCAGAUCCACCAGAUCAAGCACACCGGAGACAAGCCGCACCAGUGCCAUCUGUGUAACCAGGGUUUCUCCCAGAAGGGUAACCUGCGUGCCCACAUCUUGCGUGUCCACACCGUACCUGAGGACGAGAACACGCCACGCUACCCCUGUGAAGAGUGCACCUGCGUCUUCAGGAAGUUAGGCAGCCUCAACGCACACAUCAGCCGCGUGCACUCUGAUCAGGGACCCCCCACACAGGUCCCAGCCAAGCUCCCUAUAGUCACCAGCGCAGAAACCAGUCAGAAUCAAACAGUGACUGCAGGACAGUCACUCACACCUGCAGCAGAUGCCAUCCAACAGCUGCUCGACCUCUCAGAGCAGCACGGUGGGGUGAUGACACAGCAGCAGCUGCAGCAGAUAGCAGGGGAGGGGGCCAUCAGCUCCGACAUCCUGCAGCAGGCUCUUGAGAACAGCGGGCUGACUGCUGUCCCCCUGGAUGCGCAGACAGCACAACAGGUACAGCAGCACCCUGUGGUCACCAUCUCAACCCAGACAAGGACAGGUGACACCAUGAACGACGCUACGGGAGAAACCAGGGAGACAACCACGCAGCUCCUUCUUUCAUCCCAGGUGCAGCUCGUCACAGGGCAGAAGCAGAGGACCAUCCGCAUGCACCUCUGCACCUACUGCAACAAGGAGUUCCGCAAGCCCAGCGACCUGGUGCGUCACAUCCGCAUCCACACCCACGAGAAGCCGUACAAGUGCAGUCAGUGCUUCCGCGCCUUCGCCGUGAAGAGCACGCUCACCGCGCACAUGAAGACGCACUCCGGCGUCAAGGAGUUCAAGUGCCACGUGUGUGAGAAGAUGUUCUCCACUCAAGGAAGUCUGAAGGUACAUUUGCGGCUUCACACGGGUGCCAAGCCCUUCGACUGCCCACACUGCGACAAGAGGUUCCGCACAUCGGGCCACCGCAAGACGCACAUCGCCUCCCACUUCAAGGAGCCCCAGCAGAGGAAGAGCCGGAAGAUGUCCAAGCCUCGCCUCAGCAAGUCCAACCUCCAACUACAGGACAUCCCUCUGCAGGAACCCAUCCUCAUCACUGAUACAGGUUAUAUCCAGCAACCCCCGAGGAACAGUUCCAGCUUCAACCAGUUCCUGCCCAACGGUAACAACCAGUUCAUCUCCCAGGGCAGCAGCGUGGACCGCCCGUACAAGUGCGGCUUCUGCAGCAAGGGCUUCAAGAAGUCGUCCCACCUGAAACAGCACACACGCUCGCACACCGGAGAGAAACCAUUCAAAUGCCUGCAGUGCGGGAAGUCGUUCGUGUCGUCGGGCGUGCUGAAGGCGCACAUCCGGACCCACUCCGGUAUCAAGGCGUACAAGUGUCUGAUCUGCGACGCCCUGUUCACCACCAAUGGCAGCCUGAAGAGACACAUGUCCACCCAUAGCGAGGUCCGCCCCUUCAUGUGCCCGUACUGCCAGAAGACUUUCAAGACAUCCGUCAACUGUAAGAAACACAUGCGGACGCAUCGCGCCGAGCUGGCAGCCCAGGCACUAUCCCAAGCUGCAGCAGCUGUCGCCGGGGAGGGCGACGACAGCGAGGAACAGCAGGAACAGCAUUCACAGCAGCAGCAACAGCAAGGUACAAGUCAGGACACUCAGUCGCUGGACAUGGGCAUGAGUGACCAGCAGCUGUUGAGCCUGGGGCUGGACCAGCAGGACUUGGGAGGGACAGCAGGACAGGGACAGAGUGUACAGGACUUACUGUCAGGAGCACAGGGCCAGGACAGCCUGACCCAGGACCAGCACCUGAACCAGUUUGGUCAGCAGGGCUUCCAGACGUCCACCAGUUUCAGCGGGACGGGCAGUAUGAACCAGGACUCCACCUUCGCUACCGUGCAGCAGCUACAACAGCAGCUGGACGCUGCCACUCAGAUGCAGAACUACCAGCUGACCCCACAGCCUUGGCAACAGACGAGCCAACCACAGGACAGCGGCGGGAUCUCGCGGGACCUGAUGCGCCAGGCUAUCGUACAGCAGGAGACGGAGGACGGGCGCCGCGUCUACAAGUGUCCGUACUGCGACAAGUCCUUCAAGAAGUCUUCUCAUCUCAAGCAGCAUGUGAGGUCCCACACAGGCGAGAAGCCUUACAAGUGCCAACAAUGUGGAAGGUGCUUUGUGUCCAGUGGGGUGCUUAAGGCUCACCUGCGAACUCACUCCGGCAUCAAGGCCUACAACUGCCACAUCUGUGACGCCCGCUUCACCACCAAUGGCUCCCUCACACGUCACAUGAUCAUCCACAGCUCCAUCCGCCCCUUCAAGUGCCCGUACUGCCCCGACACCUUCCGCACUUCCCUACACUGCAAGCGCCACAUGAAGCUACACUGCGACAAACAGACCGAAAAAGAGCGUCCGGUCGUCCGGCGGCCUCGAUCAAACAUCAUCCAACUGCCAGCAGAAGAAGCAGACCAGCUGGCGAAAUCGCAGCCCGAACAAGCUCGGUCUGUUUCGGAGAAAGUCCUGAUCGCGUCUGCCGCGGAGCGCAGUCGAGUGAGCGAGAUGGUAGUGGACAAAGAGGAGCUGUACAGGGAGGAGCCAAAGUUUCCUAACCAGUGUAAACACUGUCCCAAGAGCUUCAAGAAGCCAAGUGAUCUCGUCAGACAUGUACGAAUACACACGGGAGAGAAGCCUUUCCAGUGUGACGAGUGUGGGAAGCGGUUUACAGUCAAGUCCACUCUGGACUGCCAUGUCAAGACCCACACAGGGUCCAAGAACUUCAAGUGCCACGUGUGCUCCUCACCAUUCUCCACUAAGGGGAGCCUCAAGGUCCACAUGAGGCUCCACACCGGUGCCAAGCCCUUCAAGUGUCCGCACUGCGAGCAGCGGUUCCGCACCUCGGGUCACAGGAAGAACCACAUCACCUCCCACUUCAAGCCCAGCACCCCCAAGAAGAGGAAACCCACGCAGCGCCAGGCUGAGCUGCUGCAACCAAUCAACCUUCUCACUACGGGUGACCCGAACACCUUGACCAGCCAGGCGGUUCUGACCGGUCCGUUGACCGCCCUUGACCAGAACCUGCUGUCCCAGGGUCAGACAACCCUGCUGCCCAUCAGCAGCGGCAGCCUGGACAGUUUCGUGAACGCGUCAGAGAGCGGAGUGGUGACGGGCAUCCUACAGGGUCUGGAGGGCAUGCAGCUGACCUUCACUACAGUUAAUGUAGGACAGGGGGCUGUACAGGUUGCCUCCAUCGAUCCAAACCUUCUGCAGACUGUGCAGAUCGACCCCAGCCUGCUGCAGCAGUCCCUGCAGCAGGGGUCUGUGGGAACCAGCGUUGUCACCCAGACGCUCACCAACACGGACGGCAGUCUGGUGCAGGUGGAACAACCCAUCCACACAACCCUGGGCACCACUGAGCCUGGGUCGUCCAUACAGACUUCUCCUGGUGCAGCUAUUACAGGUACCGCAGCUACCUCUGUUCAGGCAGCCCACACCCAACUAACACCAUCAGACGCAACAAGCACGGCUGGGCUCACCAUGGCAACCCACGUCCAAUCAGGGGUCUCGUCUCAGAUGGAUGAUGACAGCACCCGAACCCCUCACCAACAGGCCGUGGGAUUCGCUAACACAUCCCAGGGGGGUGGCAUUGUAGCGUUUACCAUCCAGGGGGGAGUCCACCCCUCAACAAGCAUCGGGGAGGAGCUCACGAUACGAUCCCAGCCAUCAAGUAGUGUGGUGUCGUCCUCUCAGGAACAACAAGGCAUAAUGGUCGCUUCCAACAGCGCUUCGAAUUCGUUAGCAGCGGUAACCUUCCUUCCUGCGACCAUCCAAGCAGGCUCCAUGCCUACCCAAGUCAUGGCAAGCUCGGCCCAGGCACUACAGCUAGGGGAGGAUGGACAGGGGGUCAUGGUGUCGGCAGACGGAGCCCCGACGGCCAUACAGUCUGUCAGAGACAGCGUAGUGCCAGGGACAGGGGUGCUGGUGGAGCCAAGCGUCUCCAUCACCAACACCAUCUCCUCCGUGCUGGUGUCACAGGAAUCCAUCCAGGGCAACCCUGCGGACCUGACGGAGAUCACCGCGUACGAGAUCCCGACCGUGCAGGAACAGGACGGGGUGGGUGGCAGCGCUCAGCCCGACAAGACUUCGGAGACCGGGCAGAUCUACGUGUGCCAGGACUGCGGGCAGUCUUUCACGCAGUCCCCGCAGUGGAAACGGCACCAGCGAGAACAGCAUAGUCCGUCGCGGAACCACAUUUGUCCGACCUGCAACAAGGCCUUCAAACGCUCCUACCAUCUCAAGGAACAUAUGCAGACUCAUGAGGCCAACAGUCCUGACAAGUCCAAGAAGCCGGCGCCGUUCACGUGUGAAACCUGCGGGAAAUCGUUCCACCGCCCCAGCCAGCUGGAGAGACACGUGAGGAUCCACACCGGGGACCGACCCUUCGAGUGCCCCGAGUGCAGCAAAUCCUUUAACCAGUCCAACGCCCUUCAGAUGCACAUGUACUUGCACCAAAGCGAAAAACCCUACAGCUGCCAGUAUUGCAACAAGCCGUACGGGCAAAAGGGGAACCUCAAGAUCCACAUCGCUCGCGUCCACGCAGGGGAGGUGGAGCGGGAGAGGGAACAGCAAGGCAACAGUGCCACCCACUCGGGGAGUGAGGAUGCAGGGGGAGACAGCCAAGGAAUCACUAUGGAAGUCAUUGAUACUGAUGUGUUUUUGCAACAGUAAAGUAUACAUAUACAGCUACUACAGUAUUGUCUCGGUUUGGAAAAUGUGCUUAGUACUUAACAACCUGCAGAAGAGUAAGAAAACGGCUUGUGGGUACCUUUAAGGACUAAGAUACUAAAAUUAGUUACAGUAAAAUGGUAAAAUCACUGACCCCUUGUGUUUCAAUGAAGUUGCCAUUUGUGUUUGGAAAAUUUGACCGUAACAUACCCAAGUCUCAGAAACCAUGCAUACAUCUGUGCAAAAGGAUCUUGAGUGAUAAUUUUGCAUCCAAAUGUUAGCUUUAUUUUUAUAUGAUGGCACAUGAAAAACAGUUCUUUGAUCCUUCCAUGUGUUACAAAACUUGUGAAUAGAUGACAGUCUUGGUUCUUCAUAAACAGUUCGGUUAAGUUGAAACUUCACAGUUUCUCCUUCAGGUUUUUCUUUCACAUUACAGUAAUAUACCUUACAAAGGUAAGAUGUGGCUAUAUCAUUGUUUUCAUUUACGCCUUGUACUAGACUUGUACUUUGUAUUAUAUAAACGUCUUUUGGGGUAAACUCUCUAAGGAUUUCAAAAGUCCCACUUUUGAAUCAGGCAAUUUUCGCUUAAUCUUUAAAUUUGAAGAUUCUACACAUUGUAAGUGUACCAAAAGGAAAGUUCUACAGUAAUAACUUAAAUAAAUAGAACUAAAGUAUAUGCAUCAGCCUCAGUUUGAGAAACAAUACAUGUAUGUACUGUAUUUUUUUGUUGUUGUAUUUUUCUGUUUUUAUUAGCUUACUGAGGAACUGCCAAAGACACAAAAUAUUUCCUGAAGAUUAAUUUUUCUAAGUAAACUUGAAGACUAAGACAUACCUAUAUGUUGUAUAUUGUGUAAGGUGAAAUACUAUUAUAAUAUUCAGGACUAACCCAAAGAGCUUUGUGCUAACA